AUGAGAUUAUACUCACUCAUUCUUUCUGUUAUUAGCCUGGGUACUACUGCUAACGCAGCAUACGACAACCCUCUCGUGAACCUCGACUAUGGGUCCUUCCAAGGCCAGUAUGACAGCCAAUAUAACCUCUCAUAUUUCCGCAAGAUCCCAUUCGCGUCACCACCAACAGGAGAGAAUCGAUUCCGUGCACCUCAGCCUCCACAAAAGAUCACUGGAGGCAGCUAUGAUACAAACCAAGACUUCGACAUGUGUCCCCAGCGCACAGUCAACGGAAGCGAAGAUUGUCUGUAUCUUGGCCUUUUCUCACGGCCGUGGGAUCUAUCAAAGGAAACAAAGCGACCAGUCCUGGUAGUGUACUACGGCGGAGCCUUCAUCCAAGGUAGCGCGGCGUUCACCAUGCCACCAUCCUCAUACCCAAUUCUGAACGUGAGCAAUCUAAACGACUACGUGGUGAUUUAUUCAAACUACCGCGUCAAUGCAUUUGGCUUCCUUCCAGGAAACGCAAUCAAAGAAUCAUCAACCUCAGACCUAAACGCAGGCCUACUGGACCAGCAAUACGUCCUGAAAUGGGUCCAGAGCCACAUCCACAGCUUCGGGGGCGAUCCCAAGAAUGUAACAAUCUGGGGCCAAUCAGCCGGGGCAGGAUCAGUCGUAGCCCAAGUUCUCGCCAACGGACGAAAUGGCCAACCCAAGCUUUUCUCCAAAGCCCUUGCCAGCUCGCCCUUCUGGCCGAAGACAUAUGCUUACAACGCACCGCAAGCAGAGGCGAUAUACACCCAAUUUGUCAACUUAACGGGCUGUGACGGACUCAAAAAAGGCGCCGAAACAGUUUCCUGUCUCAAAUCCGUCGACGUGCAGACCAUCCGCGAUGCAAAUCUCGUCAUUGCCGCUAGCCACACCUGGACAACGAGCUCCUACACCUGGGCACCCGUGAUAGACGGGACCUUCCUCACAGAGACACUUACAGAAACAGUCAACAGCAAUUCUCUGAACACGGAGUUCGUGUGGGGUAUGUAUAACAGCCACGAGGGUCAGAAUUUUGUACCGUCAGGUCUUGACAGCGCUGUCUCUGUGAAUGGAUUUAAUUCCUCAAUUCAGAGCUUUCACGGCUGGCUUGCGGGAUUCGUGCCUGGGUUAUCGGUGAAACAGAUCAAAAAGGUCGAGUCUGUUUAUUAUCCUGCUGUUGGGAGCACGGAAACUAUUGCGCAAUACAAUACUUCGCUUGUUAGGGCUGGGUUGGUUUAUCGUGAUGUUGUGCUCGCUUGCCCGGCUUAUUGGAUUGCUUCGGCUGCUAAGAGAAAAGGAUACCUUGGGGAGUAUACCAUUUCGCCGGCUACGCAUGGGAGUGAUACGAUUUAUUGGAAUCGUGUCAAUGCUGUUCAACAGACAAACCCCGUCGUUUAUGAGGGAUAUGCUGGGGCCUUUGCGAGUUUCUUCCAGACUGGUGAUCCGAAUGCGCACAAGGUGACGAACGCUUCACAGCCGGGUGUACCAGAGCUUCAGCGUACAAACAAGGAGUUUGUGAUUGUAGAUGAUGGGAUGGAAAAUGUGAAGCUGGACGGACUGAAGAAGAGAUGUGAUUUCUGGAGAGAGCUGGCGAAGGAGGUACCAGUGUGA
This is a messenger RNA of Penicillium nucicola, 1617 nucleotides long. Its product is annotated as putative carboxylesterase. The coding region runs from base 1 to 1617 and encodes 538 amino acids. Lineage: Eukaryota; Fungi; Ascomycota; Eurotiomycetes; Eurotiales; Aspergillaceae. The record is from RefSeq and is a predicted model, not a curated record. The transcript is spliced from 2 exons.